AUGCCCCACGUGUUUCAGGGACUUCUGAACCGUGUGGUGCGAGGAAUGCGGCUUAGGCUGACCAAUGGUCCCCUGAGGCCAGCGAGGAUUGCGGCUCAGAUAGAAGUGGUAUCUCCGAGGCCUGCAAGGAUUGAAUUGACAAAGCAGGAAUGGGGGGCAUUCGCUAGGUGUCGGACAUGCACAUGGUUCAGCUCGAAUUCCAAAGUGAAAUUUGGGUCGGGUCCUGUUAGCUGUGGUCAUUUUUUGCAUGAAUCUGUGUUGAAAUGA
This is a messenger RNA of Prunus armeniaca (apricot), 267 nucleotides long. The record is from the annotation of a GenBank genome assembly. Lineage: Eukaryota; Viridiplantae; Streptophyta; Magnoliopsida; Rosales; Rosaceae.